Molecule: messenger RNA, 2775 nt
Organism: Solea solea (common sole)
Lineage: Eukaryota; Metazoa; Chordata; Actinopteri; Pleuronectiformes; Soleidae
Gene: pigt
Product: phosphatidylinositol glycan anchor biosynthesis, class T
Exons: 11
Coding region: 24-1952 (642 amino acids)
Biological process (GO): attachment of GPI anchor to protein
Cellular component (GO): GPI-anchor transamidase complex
Source: RefSeq, a predicted model, not a curated record
AGUGUUUCUCGACCGCAACAAAGAUGGCAGCACGCAGGUGCCUCUCCUCGGUUCUGCUGUUCAUUCUUUGUACCUUUUCUGUGUUUACUAUCACACGGUGUCAAGAAACGACACUAGCGGGUGUUAAUGGUGCAGCUGCGGGCGACAGUUCACCAGCAGACACCGAAGCAGCGGAGCAAACGGUGGAGCAGACACGCUGGGAAGCGACCGAAGAUACAGAGGCGAUUCCGGAUGAGGCUGCCGCCGACAAACAGGACAGUGCUGCUCCUGAAACCGUGGCCCCCUCAUCCACGCCACCGCCUAAAGACGAUUUUCAGGAGGAGCUCGUCAUCAGACCGCUGCACUCAGGAGAUAUUUAUGCCAGCUUCCAGUUCCGCACCCUGUGGCAAACUGACUUCACGAGAGAAAACAAAGUCUCCCACUAUGGAUUGUUUCCCAAGUCUUUGGGUCAGAUCAUCUCCAAGUUCUCAGUGCGAGAGCUGCACAUCUCCUUCACGCAGGGCUACUGGAGGACCAUGCAGUGGGGGCAGCCCUUCCAGCCGUCUCCUCCUGGUGCUGAACUCUGGGUGUGGUUCCAGGACUCUGUGACUGAUGUGGAUGGGACAUGGAAGGAGCUGACGAAUGUUUUAUCUGGUAUUUUCUGCGCUUCGCUCAACUUCAUUGACUCCACCAAUACUGUCCAGCCCAGUGCCUCCUUCAAACCUCUGGGCAUUGCCAACGUGACAGACCAUCAAUUCCUCCGCUAUGCCACGCUCCCACGAGAGAUUGUUUGCACGGAGAAUCUGACACCCUGGAAGAAACUCCUUCCGUGUGGAACCAAGGCUGGACUUGCUGUCCUGCUGAAGUCAGAGAAACUCUUCCACAGCAGUUUUUAUUCCCAGGCAGUGCACAUCAGACCUGUGUGUGAAGACUGGCAGUGCAAAACGACAUCUUGGGAGCUCCGACAGACACUGAAUGUGGUUUUUGACCUGCACACUUCUGGACAGGGCAAACGAGAGUGGUCUCUGUUCAAGAUGUUUUCUCGGACCCUGACAGAAGCUUGUCCUCUGGCUUCCACCAGUAAAAUCUAUAUCGACGUCACAGACAACCCUCAGGGGGAGCAGUUUGAGCUCAGCCCGGUCACUGCCUUGCUGACCCAAGCUGUGGUGCUGGGGGACAGACGGACCUACUCUGUCUAUGACCUGACCCAACAGAUCACUUUUGGCUCUGUGCGCUCCCUCAACCUGCUGAUCCGCUGGAAAUCCAGUGAGGGGGACAUGCUGCGACCUAUGCUCCAUGCUGAGCGUUAUGUGGCUGGUUACGGGCUGCAGACUGGAGAGAUUCACACACUCAUGUACAACAACCACCCGUACCGGUCUUUCCCUGUGCUGCUGCUGGAUUCAGUGCCGUGGUAUCUUCGCCUCUACAUCCACACCCUCACCGUCACCAGCAAGGGAAAGGACAACAAGCCCAGCUACAUCCACUACCAGCCAUCUAAGGACCGAUUGAGGCCCCAUCUGCUGGAGAUGCUGGUCCAACUUCCUCCCAACUCUGUCACCGAGGUCACUGUGGAGUUUGAGCGGGCUCUGCUCAAAUGGACUGAAUACACCCCUGAUCCCAACCAUGGCUUUUAUGUUGGGUCAUCAGUAAUCAGUGCUCUUGUACCAAGUAUUGUUGCCAUGGAUACAAACAGAACCUGGGAAAGUCCACUUUUUAGCAGCUUUUUUCCUUGUAAAGAGGAGUCCAGCUACUUUGUGCGCAUCUACACAGAACCUCUGCUGGUCAACCUGCCAACGCCAGACUUCAGCAUGCCUUAUAAUGUCAUCUGUCUGACAUGCACCGUGGUGGCCGUGGGUUAUGGCUCUCUCUACAACCUACUGACCCGCAGCUUUCAGAUAGAAGAGCCCAGCCCAGGGUUGGCCAAGCGGUUAGCCAACAUCAUCCGCAAGAUGAGGGGCGUGCCGCCACUUUGAGGCUGGAUACUGAUGCCAACUGGCUCUGCUUUUGGAAAGGAACAUUUCCUCUGGGCAAAAACCACUGGUAAAGCACUGACAUGAAUGUUGACUCUAUGAAGCUCUAACUUCAAGUUUUGGUUUUUGAAUGGAAGAGGGUGAAUAACUCUUUUGAACAUAACAAAAAGGUUGUGCAGGACAAUUAUUUAUUUGGAGCCUUUUUUUUAUUGUUUAACCAGUUGAGGUAACCAAAACAGUUUUUUUGUUUUUGUUUUUGUGAUUGUCACUGGAAACACUGAGAACUAUCUCCUUUGCUUUCCUACUACACUCCUGACCCGCCGAUUGUCAUCUCACUGUGAGGAUAAAUAUUGAAUUGAAAUAAUAUAAAUAUAAAGUCAGAAAUCACUCCCAUUAUGUUAAAUCAUCAUGGCAUGAAAUCACCACUGUCAACUAAAAUCAUGAAGGAUUAAAUCAUUAAUCUAUGUAGAGCUCCCGGUGUGGUCAUAUGAUGUGACACAUGCUCAGUAGUAGUUUUUAUUAAAAAUAAAAUUAAAUAUGCCCUCAAAAACACUGAAACAUUGCUGUGCAACAACAUUAUUUAUCUUGAACUCAAAACAGCUUUCUCAACAAAUGUUUUUUGAACACAUUAUUGGAUGCAUGCGCGACUAAUGACAUUGUGUGUGGCUCAUGAACUGUAAUUGCCUUUAAUUUGUAACUUCUUCCCUCAAGUGAUUGUGUCGGUUAAACCCGCAGUGAAGAAGUACAUGUUCAAAGUGAAACUUUGUGUGUGGCAAAACUGAAACACUCUUUAUCGCCUUUUAAUAAAUCAACAUUUUUUUUUGGA